This is a messenger RNA of Equus caballus (horse), 3416 nucleotides long. Lineage: Eukaryota; Metazoa; Chordata; Mammalia; Perissodactyla; Equidae. The record is from RefSeq and is a predicted model, not a curated record.
UUUUUUAUUUUUUCAUCUGAAACUAAUUUCUCCUUUCAUUUUUUCGUGUUGUAUCAGAAUAGUAUAUACAACAACAUACAGUAAAAGGAGGCUGUUUUUAAGUUAAAUAUGUAGCUGCAUUAAAUACAUUGUGUGGAUGUAUUGUUUCUUUAAUACUUCUAUUCUGUACUGUGCGUUAUUUUUUAAAUUUCUUGUUUUAAAGGAUAUCUCCGUUUUUAAGUCACCUAUUCAAUAAGCAAGAAAAGAUAUUGGCAAAGUUGAAAACAUUUUCAAUAAAUAAAAUUCAAAAGCACUAAUGCAUUGUUCUAAAGCUCUUUGCAUGCCUGUGUUUAAGAGGAAUGAAAAGUAUAACCAUAUUCUUAUUCCAAACUUGAAAUUUAUGAGAAACAUUGCCUUCCAGAUACUCUUAUCAUAUCAGAGGAGAAAUGUAAGAAUAGAGCAAAAACGAGGCAUUUGGGGUCUUUAAUAUCUUAUUCAGAAAUUGAAAUUACUCAUCCCCAUUAGGUUUUAUUUGGGAGGCGGGGCUGUGGAGUUUUUGUUUUUUUUUUUUUUUCAACUGUGCUUGUCUGCCUCGGCGGAGUGAUUCUUCCAUCCCAGGGAGGAAGUUCCCUUGCAUUUCUUAAAACUCGUUUCACUGUAUUUCUUAAAACUUUUCUGAAACUCUGCAAACCAUUCAACAUUCAGCUAAGAAGUCCUCCUUUCUUCUCAAGAGGUGGACACAAAAGUUUUGCCCCUAUUUUAUAAGACAAAAAAGUGAGACACCCAUUCAGAAGGAAAAUAAUGUGGGAGAUGUCUAGGUGAAUUUAGAAACUGAGGCUACCUCCUAUCCUCGUAGGAUCAGCCAGCCCACCCCAGGUGAAUGACAUCUCCACUUUCCAGUGGGUCUCCUGCCUUUUAAGUCCCUCACAUUCCAAGAAAAUAAAGGAAAGCCAAAUAAAACAAGAACUUUCCUUUCUGCUUAACCACAGAGAGUGCUGGUAGUGCUUUCCCGUUCCUGAAGACGAGAAGUAAUCUUCAUCUUGGCCCUCCUGAUCUGGGAAGGGAGGGUUGGAGUGUGCCAUGUACGAGCUUUCAUCUUCUCUUUCGUUUAGGUUCUAUAAUGGUUUCUCAAAUCUCUGCCAAGGAUGUAGCUUGGACAGGCGGAGAUAUAGUGAGGACCCUUGGAGGGCUGCGAAAAUGAUCAAGGGCUACAUGCAGCAACACAACAUCCCCCAGAGGGAGGUGGUCGAUGUCACCGGUCUGAACCAGUCACAUCUCUCCCAGCAUCUCAACAAGGGCACCCCUAUGAAGACCCAGAAGCGGGCCGCCCUGUACACCUGGUACGUCCGAAAGCAACGGGAGAUCCUCCGACAAUUCAACCAGACAGUCCAGAGUUCUGGAAAUAUGACAGACAAAAGCAGUCAGGAUCAGCUGCUAUUUCUCUUUCCAGAGUUCAGUCAACAGAGCCAGGGGCCUGGGCAGUCCGAUGACGCCUGCUCUGAGCCCACCAACAAGAAGAUGCGUCGCAACCGGUUCAAAUGGGGGCCCGCGUCCCAGCAAAUCUUGUACCAGGCCUACGACCGGCAAAAGAACCCCAGCAAGGAAGAGAGGGAGGCCUUAGUGGAGGAAUGCAACAGGGCAGAAUGCUUGCAGCGAGGCGUCUCCCCCUCCAAGGCCCAUGGGCUGGGCUCCAACCUGGUCACUGAGGUCCGCGUCUACAACUGGUUUGCAAACCGCAGGAAGGAGGAGGCGUUCCGGCAGAAGCUGGCCAUGGACGCCUAUAGCUCCAACCAGACUCACAGCCUGAACCCCCUGCUCUCCCACGGCUCCCCUCACCACCAGCCCAGCACCUCUCCUCCGAACAAGCUGACAGGAGUGCGCUACAGCCAGCAGGGAAACAAUGAGGUCACUUCCUCCUCAACAAUCAGUCACCAUGGCAACAGCGCCAUGGUGACCAGCCAGUCGGUUUUACAGCAAGUCUCCCCAGCCAGCCUGGACCCGGGCCACAAUCUCCUCUCACCUGAUGGUAAAAUGCAGAUCUCAGUCUCAGGAGGAGGUUUGCCCCCCGUCAGCACCUUGACGAAUAUCCACAGCCUGUCCCACCAUAAUCCCCAGCAAUCUCAAAACCUCAUCAUGACCCCCCUCUCUGGAGUCAUGGCCAUUGCACAAAGCCUCAACACCUCCCAAGCACAGAGCGUCCCUGUCAUCAACAGUGUGGCCGGCAGCCUGGCAGCCCUGCAGCCCGUCCAGUUCUCCCAGCCGCUGCACAGCCCUCACCAGCAGCCCCUCAUGCAGCAGAGCCCGGGCAGCCACAUGGCACAGCAGCCCUUCAUGGCCGCAGUGACUCAGCUGCAGAAUUCACACAUGUACACACACAAGCAGGAACCCCCCCAGUAUUCCCACACCUCCCGGUUUCCAUCUGCGAUGGUAGUCACAGAUACCAGCAGCAUCAGUACGCUCACCAACAUGUCUUCCAGUAAACAGUGUCCUCUCCAAGCCUGGUGAUGCCCGCACAUCACUUACUUUGUGCACAGCAACAAGGACCCUAUUUUCCACACCAUCACCCUCUGGGCAGCUGUCAUGGAAAAACCCAGUGACCUGACAUCACCUACAAGAGGUCCCUGCUUACCUGACAUCCUGCUGGCGCCUCGGACAAUCCGCUCUCGGGAGGCGCAGCCCAAAGCCCAGCUUCCCUUCUAUGCAGUAUUGUCUCGAUGCCUCUCCCAAGAUGUAAAGUAUUCCCAUCCAUCCUGCAGAUGGGAGACAAGAAACCACGGAAGAGGAAGAGCGAAAGCUGUAGUGUCUACAUUAUGCUCCUUCGUCGAACAAACAUGUGAAAACUUGAAUCUGUUACUGAAAUGAGGAGAGGAGGACACGUGCUAUUGAACUGAGCCAAACACAGUGUAAAUAUCAGCAAACUCCCUCCCCCACCCCCAUCCUAACUGAUCUUGAGAAUUCUUUUAAAGAAGUAAAUUUGUCCAAUGGGUGUAAACUAUAAACUACUGUAAUUAAGUGCAAUUUUCCCCCCACUUCCUCUCCCCUCUGCCCUGUAUAUAAUACUAAAGUGUCUAUUAGUUUUCUUUGUAAAGGUCAGAGUUGAAUUUUCCACGUGAUUUGCCUCUUUUCUCUCUCCCCAUGGAGAAAUAUCCUAAGUCAGAAAUGAAGCCCUUACCCUCAGGCCUGGACACACACAGGGACUGCAUAUUUUGGACUGAUUGCCAGUGAACUCCAACUUCCUGAUGUUAAGACACACUUCCAGAUCCCUGGAGGGACUGAACAUAGUGUCAGAGUAACAUCCUAGCUUCCGGUGGGGCUAGGGGUUCAGCCAGUGCACCCCCCAAGAGAGUCCAAGGCAGGGAAACUGGCUGUUUGAUAGCACAAGAAAAAGUUGCUCUUUCAGAAAGCCUCCCAUUAAAACAAUUUAUUUUGUCACUGCC